Molecule: messenger RNA, 3588 nt
Organism: Paramuricea clavata
Lineage: Eukaryota; Metazoa; Cnidaria; Anthozoa; Malacalcyonacea; Plexauridae
Source: the annotation of a GenBank genome assembly
AAGCAUGGCGGACAAAGAAAAUUUCGACGCAGUGGAAAUUGUUCAAAAUCCUGAACCAUCCGAGCACGAAGAACGUAACAAAGGUAGGAUACCUACCCCUAGUGAUCUCGCUCAGGCUAUCGUGGCCGAUCGAGAUUUUAUCACCAAGAUUUCUUCCGCAAUUUGGUCAAAUAUUGCCCAGAAUUUUAAUACAAAUUCUAGCGAAGUCUCAAGCCAAAACACUGCUGUGCCCGAAGGCCAUGCAGAAGUCAUAAAUCCCGGAGUAUCAGUGGAUCAAACGGGUAUAAUAGAAGGCAUAAAUCAAAUUGUAAAUCCCGCAGUAUCAGUGGAUCAGUCGGGUGCAGAAAAACGAGUUUCUGAUGAACAUAUUGAAUCAGAAGUGCCACCUAAAAGACCUCGCACGUGUAUUUCGAUCGAUUGCGAGUCGGAUGUUCAAGAAAAUGUGAACAUUGACAACCCAGAAGAUGAAAUUUUCUCCCCGAAUUCUCGUUGGGAGGCCAGUGAUCAAUUGACUGAGUUCCUAGGAACAGUCCCCAAACGUUUAAAUAAAUUUGAACGAAGAAGUUUAGUAAAAGCAUACCCUCGUCCAAAUGUUGAUGAUAUUUACACCCCAUGAUGGCCUCCCGUGGAGUUCCAAGAGCAGUGGAGGCCGGCCAUGGAAUACCUAUCGCCCCUUGCAAACCCGACCACAUACGUUCGUUCGCCAAAAUAUGUUCAGUCGGGGAAGAGCAACCAGAAGCCGAGGUCAGUUCCCGAGAUUCCAAAGCCCCCAAAACUUCAGAUUCAGUCAACACUAAUACAUACUCGACCAGAACAUCUGCCCAAAGGUAUGUUUUCAAAUUUUGUUCUUCCCAGUCUGGGUCAAUGCCUUCCCCCAACAGGGCGUCUGAAGUAUUUCAGUCCAAUCUGGAAGAAAAUUACUCAGGACCCUUGGGUUUUGCAAGUAGUCCAGGGUUAUGAAAUCGAGUUUAUAAAGCCACCUGUUCAACAAUUUCCAGCAAGGGUACCAACACUCUCUCCAGUGUUGGAGACCGUUUUAGAUCAAGAGGUAAAGGAAUUGCUGGAGAAACUAGCUGUUCACCCAGUGGAUCAGCAAACAGAUGGCUUCAUAAGUUCUUUGUUUGUGGUCCCAAAAAAGGAUGGAGGCAAUCGCCCAGUAGUCAACCUAAAACCCUUAAACCAAUACUUGAUAUACGAGCACUUCAAAAUGGAAGGCAUCCAUAUGUUACGAGAUCUUUUAAAGCAGGGGGACUGGCUUGUGAAGAUCGAUCUGAAGGAUGCAUAUUUGACGGUACCCAUCUGGAAAAAUCACCAGAAGUACCUAUGCUUUCUUUGGAAAGACAACAUGCUGGAAUUCGCUUGCCUCCCCUUUGGCUUAGCCACAGCCCCAAGGGUUUUCACAAAGUUGAUGAAGCCAGUUGUAGCACUGUUGAGACAGUGGGGUAUCCGACUGAUAAUUUAUUUGGACGAUAUCCUUAUUAUGGCAGAGUCUCAAGAUCUUGUGCUCCAUCAGGCAGCAUCAACUUUGAACCUGUUAGAGAGUCUGGGUUUCUUGGUCAACUACAAGAAAUCCCAAUUGGUUCCCAGUCAGCAACUAGAAUUUUUAGGUUUGUUAAUAGAUUCCAGGGGCCUUACCCUUCAAUUACCAGGGGAGAAGUUAAGAAAAAUUCGAAAACGUUGCCAAAAGCUGCAAGAUCAGGCAGAGGUCUCAAUACGGGAAUUGUCAAAAUUCCUGGGCCUCCUGACAUCCUCCAUUCAGACCGUUUUCCCAGCUCCCCUCCAUUUCAGAAAUCUACAGAGACUGAAAACCAAGCAAUGGCUUCUCACCAAUCUUACGAGGCCAUGAUUUCUCUGGAUCAAGCAUCCCGGGAAGAGAUAGCUUGGUGGAGGGAUCACCUCCUAGCAUGGAAUGGCAGAGCGCUGUUCCAAAAACCAAUCGAUCUGAUCAUCGAGACCGAUGCAUCUCGAAAGGGUUGGGGGGCAUACUGCCAGGGCAUCAGUACAGGGGGUCCUUGGUGCUUGGAAGAAAAGAGAUUGCACAUCAAUUGCCUCGAACUCCUAGCAGGGUCAUUGGCUAUCAAGACCUUCACAAAGGACAAGGUUUGUGCACAUGUGAAGUUGCUAAUGGACAAUACAGCAGCUGUAGCAUACAUAAACAAAGUGAGGGGAACUCACUCUCAGGGCCUAUCGAAUUUAGCUUUAGACCUAUGGGAGUGGUGCAUUCACAACAACAUGGAGGUUUCUGCUCACCAUCUUCCAGGGCAUCUAAAUAUAAGAGCAGACAGGGAAUCACGUCUCUUACUAGAUUCCAGCGACUGGAAACUAAACCCCGUAAUGUUUCAGUCUCUGGUGAUGAAUUGGGGUCCCUUAGAGAUAGACCUCUUUGCAUCACGUCUAACUUAUCAGCUGCCACAGUUUGUCAGUUGGAGACCGGACCCCCUAGCAGUACAUUCAGAUGCAUUCUCGAUCAGUUGGCAGAACAGGCAGGGGUAUGCCUUUCCCCCAUUUGCUUUGAUAGGUCGAUGUCUACAGCAGGUAAUGACUCAGAAUGUCGAGCAGUUAAUCCUUGUAGCUCCAUUAUGGCCAGCUCAGCCAUGGUACCCAUUGCUGCUUCAUCUGUGCAUAGACCUCCCAGUGUUAUUUCCCAUGUCCCCAACACUUUUAAUGAGGGACAACCAGCCUCACCCUCUAACCAGUCUGCAACUGGCUGGUUGGAGACUGUCAGCCAACGUUAUGAAACAGCAGACAUUUCGGAGUCAACUCGAAACAUUUUGUUGGCAGCCUGGAGAAAGAACACCUCAUCUACUUAUUCAUCAUCCUAGAAUAAGUGGGUUAGCUGGUGCCUAUGGCUGGUGUGAUAGGCGGAAAGUCAAUCCUCUUUCAGCACCCUUAAGUGCAAUCUUAGAGUUUCUUAAGGAUCACUUUGAAGAGGGGAAAGCAUAUAGGACUCUAAAUGUGUAUCGUUCAACUGUAUCAACUCUUUUACCAGAGAUUGAUUCAUUUAGGGUGGGGUCUCACCCAUUAGUUUCUCAACUGUUAAAAGGUGUUUUCCAUCUAAGACCACCUGAACCACGGUACUCGUAUACUUGGAAGGUUGGGACUGUAAUAGCCUUUAUUAGAUCCCUGGGUAAAAAUGAGAAUUUGGAUCUCAAACUGUCAUCAUUUAAGUUAGUAAUUAUGCUGGGGCUUACGGCUCCAGAUAGAUCUUCAGAUCUGGUUAAGAGAGAUCUACGAUUCCGUACUUCCUUCCUGAAGGAGUGUCCUUCGAGUUACCUGGUUUGUCCAAGACUUCUAAAGUGGGAGAUUCCCCAAAGCUUAGUUUUCAUGCAGCUUUUCCUCAGGAUAAGAAUUUAUGUCCUGUGGAGUGUUUAAAAUCUUAUGAAUAUAAAACUAGAGAGUCCAGACCAAAGGACAAUACACAACCUAAUCCUUUGUUUUCUAUCGCAUAUACGGCCUUUUAAACCGGUAUCUUCAUCUACGUUGGCCAGGUGGAUAAAACGUUUAUUAAGUCUAGCUGGUAUUGAUACAGCGAUUUUUUCUGCACAUUCAUUAAGGGGUGCCGCUACAUCGGAAGCAUUAAAUCAAGGG